Molecule: messenger RNA, 1377 nt
Organism: Tinamus guttatus (white-throated tinamou)
Lineage: Eukaryota; Metazoa; Chordata; Aves; Tinamiformes; Tinamidae
Source: RefSeq, a predicted model, not a curated record
CUACAACGAAAAGCAAACUGUUUUUUUUCUUUCCUGAGCUAGUGUGUUGUAUCUUGACAUGUUCCCUUGCAAUAUCCCUAUCGUUAUAUAUUCCUCUGUGCCGUAUGAAUUGGCUGGGAAUCUCCUCCUGCAACCCCUCCUCAAACAACCAUGUGAAUUUCCAAACCACCCCAUGCGUGACGCUGGCUGCUGCGCUGGUUUGAAAAUGUGAUUGGUGAAUGCUGAAUUCCCGGGCUGCCUGGGCCAGCAGCGGAGUCGACAGAGCAGCAGAAGGGCCAAGAGUGUGGAGGACGACGACGAGGGGCAUCUGAUCUAUCGCGUCGGCGACUGGCUACAAGAAAGAUACGAGAUAAUUAGCACCUUAGGGGAAGGCACGUUCGGCAGAGUGGUGCAGUGCGUCGACCACCGCAGGGGUGGUGCGCGCGUUGCCCUGAAAAUCAUCAAAAACGUGGAGAAGUACAAAGAGGCUGCGCGCCUGGAGAUCAACGUGCUGGAGAAGAUCAACGAGAAGGAUCCCGAGAACAAGAACCUCUGCGUGCGGAUGUUUGACUGGUUUGACUACCACGGCCACAUGUGCAUCUCCUUCGAGCUGCUGGGGCUCAGCACCUUCGAUUUCCUCAAGGACAACAACUACCUGCCUUACCCCAUCCACCAAGUGCGGCACAUGGCCUUCCAGGUGUGCCAGGCUGUGAAGUUUCUGCAUGACAACAAACUCACGCACACUGACCUCAAGCCCGAGAACAUCCUCUUUGUGAACUCGGACUACGAGCUCACCUACAACCUGGAGAAGAAGCGGGACGAGCGGAGCGUGAAGAGCACGGCCAUCCGAGUGGUGGACUUUGGCAGUGCCACGUUUGAUCACGAGCAUCACAGCACGAUCGUCUCUACCAGGCAUUACCGGGCCCCCGAAGUCAUACUGGAGCUUGGCUGGAGCCAGCCCUGCGACGUGUGGAGCAUCGGCUGCAUCAUCUUUGAGUAUUAUGUGGGUUUCACCCUGUUCCAGACACAUGACAACCGGGAGCACUUGGCCAUGAUGGAGAGGAUCUUGGGGCCAAUUCCUUCUCGGAUGAUCCGGAAGACGAGGAAACAGAAGUAUUUCUACCACGGCCGCCUGGACUGGGACGAGAACACGUCUGCAGGCCGCUACGUCAGGGAGAACUGCAAGCCGCUGCGGAGAUACCUCACCUCGGAGGCCGAGGACCAUCACCGCCUCUUCGACCUCAUCGAGUGCAUGCUGGAGUACGAGCCGUCCAAGCGCAUCCCCCUGGCCGAGGCCCUCAAGCACCCCUUCUUCGACAUGCUGGAGAUGGAACCAAGCACAAAAAUGUGGGACUCUAGCCGAGACAUCAGCCGGUGACGCCACAGGUGCCAGCCUGC